This is a messenger RNA of Chiloscyllium plagiosum (whitespotted bambooshark), 1300 nucleotides long. The record is from RefSeq and is a predicted model, not a curated record. Lineage: Eukaryota; Metazoa; Chordata; Chondrichthyes; Orectolobiformes; Hemiscylliidae.
GUGCCAAGCAGGCUAAGAUGAAAGAUACGAAGUGUGACAAAAAAAACUUCAUUAGAAACAAUUGUGAAGCACGUCCAGAAAGACAAACCAUAAUUCAGGACCACAGCAGAAGAAUGGCCAGCGAAUUUGAUCUGUCUCCUCCAGAAGUACCGGAACCAACCUUUUUUGACAAUGUCUUGCGUUAUGGCUUGUUCCUCGGGGCAAUUUUCCAGAUUAUCUGCAUAUUGUCUAUCUUAUUACCUUCUUCUAAAUCAUCGGAGCCAGAAUGGGAAAAAUCUGAAUCAAAGCCUUUGGAUUCAAAUAAAAAACAGAAGCCUCCAACGCCUUCCUCAGGCAAAAAAGCCAAGAAAGAGAGCAAAAAGAAGAGAUAGCUUACCAGAAGAGAGAAAGAAUUAAAACAAGACAUUUCUAUGAUAGUUCUGCUUUUGUAUUAAUUGUUCCUGAAAACGUACAAACUUUUUUGAAAAUAAAUCCAUGCUGUUUAUAUGUAUGAUGGCCUUUCACAAAACUGUACUGCAGCUUCAACCUUAAGUUCACUUGCCUGCAUCCUCUGUAAAUUUUAAAAUUACCAGGUUAGAACCAGCUUUGUAGUAUUAGUUACUGUAUCUAAAGCUACACAUGAAUCUUUCAUUACCAAAAAAAGUUCUUUAAUAUUGCUGUGGACUAUGGUCUCAGGAGAGCAGCACUUCUCCAUAUUUACGCACUACUUAAACACUACAUAAAUACUCCCUAAAAGUAAAUAAGAAUAAAUAUUUAUAAUCUUUCUUCCACAAUGAGCCUGGAACCAGCUAGAAGUUCAUAUUAGUGUGCACCCCAAAACCAUAGAUAAAACUGAGCAUUUUUACAAUGCAGGAAUGAGGGCUUCUUAAAACUCACAGAAAAAUCUAAGUCCAUAAAUUUCACAAUAGUUUUCCAGUUUCCUGGAAAGCUUCAGGACACCUUCUCCCUCUUUCACCACAAAUGCCAGAAUGCAAUGUUGAUAGCUAUUUUGUUUUCUCACAUACUCCUUCUUUGGGAAUUUAGGGCUUGGAUCUCUACUACCAGCCCAGCUGAGAUUAGAAGGCUGAGUGAAAAUGGUCUGUUAGUAAUGAACAGCCAGACUUUAACAUAAAACAACUGGGAACUUAGAUAACAAAUGUUUCUUGAGCAGCCCAGCAAAAUUUGUGACCUGUGUUCCAAGUAAAGGUACUAAACUAAGACCACCAGAACCUUCCACCUUAUCUUGCAUAUUUUGACGUCAUCCAUAAAAUUGUAAAUCAACUGGAGCAACUCUUUCCCUCCUCCAGCACAACUUUUUUUU